Molecule: messenger RNA, 483 nt
Organism: Topomyia yanbarensis
Lineage: Eukaryota; Metazoa; Arthropoda; Insecta; Diptera; Culicidae
Product: endocuticle structural glycoprotein ABD-5-like
Exons: 3
Coding region: 13-390 (125 amino acids)
Cellular component (GO): chitin-based extracellular matrix
Molecular function (GO): structural constituent of chitin-based larval cuticle
Source: RefSeq, a predicted model, not a curated record
GGUUGAUUAGCAAUGAUGCGAGCAGUGCUGUUGUAUCUAGUGUCUUGGACACUGCUUUGUGAAGCUGCUCCAGCCGUAGAGAAUUCAGAUUCUCAAUUGAAGGUAGUUCAAGAGACCAACAACUACAAGACGGAUGAGUUUAACUGGGAAUAUGAGCUCAGCGAUGGUCGACAGGUGCGUCAAAAUGCUUACGUGAAGAAACUGGAAAAUGGAAGCGAAGUGCUGGUGAUCAAUGGAUUUUAUAGCUACAUUGGACCCGAUGGUGUUAAGUAUACUGUUAGUUAUUAUGCCGAUGAGACUGGAUACCAUCCUGACGUCAUUGUUGGAGAAAUAACCCCUCCCCCUCCCCUCGCGAUUGAUCCAAAAGUGCUUAUUUCCUUGGUAGGAUAAGUCAUUUUCAGAAAUCCGACUUGGAACUUAGACUAGACACAAAUCAAAUCGGUUCAAUUAAGUUUCCGCCAUGUUUCGUGAGAAAUAAAUGCA